UCGUCAAAGCGGGGGUUGCGCUGCAGCAGCGCUUGCAUCCAGCUCCGGGCUGAGCGAGGCGGGAUCAUAUUACACCGGAAACGGAGUGAGAGAGUGAGAGCGAGCGAGAGAGAGAUUAUCGAGGAAUCUCUUACCAGCAAAGUUCUCAGCAAAGCAAACAUUGUUUUUUUUUUUUUUUUUUUUUUUUUUUUCCCCUUCUUCUUCGUUACAGGUCGUGGUUGAAUGUGUAAGACAAUUUGGUGUACACAGAUAUGACGCUACCACUGGCGCCUCCUCAGUCAUUGGAGUGAUGAAGUUGUACAAGCUAAGUCAUGGGACUUCAUAUUCGUGUGAAGCAAUGCAUUCGUUUGUAAAGAGAGGCGCAGAGGUAGAUAUAGACAAUCAAACUAGGAUUGGAGUGAAUUUUUAAUAAGCAUCAGAGCUAGGGGGAGGUUCAAAGCUCAAGAUGAUGGGUUCGUUGCCAACCAUGACUUCAGAUUCUGAGCCCCUUGUGCACCCAAGAAACUGGGAUGAAAAUGGCGCCAAAACCACUGGGCGACACUUUUAUGAGGAUGAAGACGAAAGGACGUAUGAAAAAUCAGAGCUAGUACACGUUGCUUUUGGUGAAGAACCGGAUGUUGAUGAAGAAGGAGCGGAUCGAGAUUUUCUUCCCAGAUUUUCAUGGAAAAAACUCUGGAUGUUUGCUGGUCCUGGAUUUCUGAUGAGCAUCGCAUACCUUGAUCCAGGCAACAUUGAAAGUGAUCUACAGUCGGGAGCAACAGCAGGAUACGCCCUCUUGUGGUUACUGAUGUGGGCCACAGUCAUGGGACUUUUUACCCAAAAACUUGCCGCGAGGCUUGGAGUUGCAACAGGUAGUCAUUUGGCAGAGCUGUGCAGGGAGGAGUAUCCUGUAUGGGCUCGCAUGGUACUGUGGAUCAUGACAGAGAUUGCUAUUAUUGGUGCCGAUGUUCAACAAGUUAUUGGGAGUGCCAUCGCCUUCAGGAUUCUUUCAAAUGGUUGGAUACCCCUUUGGGCUGGUGUGCUAAUAACCGGGGUCGAUGGGUUCUUGUUCCUCUUUUUGGAAAAUUUUGGCGUUAGGAAAUUGGAGCUUUUGUUUUGUAUAUUUAUUGGAAUUAUGGCACUUUCGUUUGCUUGGAUGUUUGGUGAGACCAAUCCAGAUGUCAAAGCCGUUGCUUCUGGUCUCAUCUUUCCGUCAGUGCCUAGAACCGCAGUGGAUAAGGCUGUGGGGAUCGUGGGGGCUGUCAUCAUGCCACAUAAUAUAUUUCUGCAUUCCGCCCUUGUCCAAUCACGGGACAUAGACAUCUCUAAGAAGAGUCGCGUGCGUGAAGCUCUGCGUUAUUAUAAUAUCGAGUCAUCAGUCGCCCUUUUUAUCACUUUCUUGAUCAACCUUUGUAUCAUGGCUAUUUUCGCCAAGGCCUUUCAUGGGAAGGAAGAAGCAGGAGUUAUAGGGCUUGCAAAUGCUGGAGAGUAUCUCCAGAAGAGAUACGGUGGUGGUUUCUUUCCAAUUUUAUACAUAUGGGCAAUUGGGUUGCUAGCUGCUGGUCAGAGCAGCACAAUGACUGGCACAUAUACUGGUCAAUUUGUAAUGACUGGUUUUCUUAACUUGCGUGUCAAGAAGUGGAUUCGAGUGCUGGUUACGCGAGCUGUUGCAAUUGUUCCGACAAUCAUAGUGGCUCUUAUAUUUGACAGCUCAGCUAACGAGCUGGAUAAUCUGAGCGAAUGGCUAAACGUUCUGCAAUCUAUUCAACUGCCAUUUGCUCUUAUCCCGCUACUCUGCUUAGUCUCCAACGCACGAGUCAUGGGUGUUUUUGUUAUCACCAAAGUUACGAAGGUGAUAGCUUGGACCAUUGCAGUGUUGGUAAUUAGUAUCAAUAUGUACCUGUUGUUAGUAACAGUAUUAAGCCGCCUCGCGAACUCUACACCGAUUAUAGUGAUCUUAACUGUAAUCAUUCUUUUUUAUGUGUGCUUCGUAAUUUACUUGGUACUAGAUCCUGCACAAGAGGACGGGAACUGGGUGUACUUCAAGCGGACAUUUCUUUCAUCUAGGUUUGAAAACAGUAGAGUAAUGCAAAUGGGAGAGCAAGAGCUUGUGAGCCCUGAUUAUGGAGACCGGGAAGUCAUCACUUUGAAUUCCGCGAAGGACAGCGACGUUGCAACUCUAGUGUCAAGUGCUAGGACAUCGUAGACAAGGAAACUUGAUUUGAAGGCUGAAUGAUUGUACUAACAAUACUUUGUUUUCCUUUGAAGGUAAACAAUCUGUGCAAUAGUUAUUUACAUCCACGGUACAGGAGUUCUCUUAGUUGACAUGAGUUGCUCAGAGUUUGUACGCUCGCUUUCUGGAGAACCCCUUUCCAAGUACGCCCUGCCAUUUGGACAGCGGUGUUACUUCGAGGAUUCUUUGGCAAUAGUUCUGAUUCUAUAACCAAAUCCCUUCUUUUCUUAUGGAGAUAGAAUAGAGAUCUAUAUCUUGAUUUUUCUAGUGACUUUUUUGAGUAAAAAUUGUGCACAAUCACCGAUGCUUGCCUUCGCAUGGAAGGUUUGUGAGAA
Physcomitrium patens is the source of this 2547-nucleotide messenger RNA. NCBI's taxonomy places the organism in Eukaryota, Viridiplantae, Streptophyta, Bryopsida, Funariales, Funariaceae. The record is from RefSeq and is a predicted model, not a curated record.